Molecule: messenger RNA, 1315 nt
Organism: Dioscorea cayenensis subsp. rotundata (Guinea yam)
Lineage: Eukaryota; Viridiplantae; Streptophyta; Magnoliopsida; Dioscoreales; Dioscoreaceae
Product: probable mannitol dehydrogenase 1
Exons: 5
Coding region: 41-1144 (367 amino acids)
Biological process (GO): lignin biosynthetic process
Molecular function (GO): zinc ion binding; cinnamyl-alcohol dehydrogenase activity
Source: RefSeq, a predicted model, not a curated record
GCCAUUCUCAUCACCACCUUCGCUUCCGUGAUCGAGAAGAAUGGCAGCGGCGACGAACGGGAUGUGUGCCUCGCCGGCCGAGGAGCACCUGCGCAAGGCCAUCGGGUGGGCGGCCAUGGAUCCCUCCGGCGUCCUCUCUCCCUUCAACUUCUCUCGAAGGACUAAUGGAGAUGAUGAUAUUACUUUAAAGAUAUUAUAUUGUGGGAUAUGCCACUCAGACCUACACACCAUCAAGAACGAAUGGGGAAUAACCAAAUACCCUGUAGUUCCUGGGCAUGAGAUCGUUGGUGUUGUAACUGAAGUUGGCAAGAAUGUUACAAAAGUUAAAACCGGAGACAAAGCUGGUAUUGGCUGCGUAGUUGGUUCUUGCGGUUCUUGUGAAAAUUGCAAACAGGAUCUGGAGAACUACUGUCCAAAGAUCAUAUUCACCUAUGGUUCUGUAUACCAUGAUGGAACAAGGACUUAUGGUGGAUAUUCCAACAUGAUUGUGGUUAAUGAGCACUUUGUUAUUCGAUUCCCUGAAAACAUGCCCCUAGACAAGAGUGCUCCUCUGCUCUGUGCUGGAAUCACUGUCUACAGCCCAAUGAAAACCUUUGGGCUGAAUGAACCAGGUAAGCAUUUAGGUGUGGUUGGUCUUGGUGGACUUGGGCAUGUUGCUGUGAAAUUUGGAAAGGCAUUUGGGAUGAAAGUUACUGUCAUCAGCUCAUCUCCUAACAAGGAAAAGGAAGCUAUUGAAAUGUUGGGAGCUGAUGCAUUCCUACUUAGCAGCAAUCCUGAGAAGAUGCAGGCUGCUAUGGGGACCAUGGAUGGUAUUAUCAACACAGUGUCUGCUGUUCACCAGCUUAUGCCCUUAAUCUUUCUGCUGAAGACCCAUGGAAAGAUGAUCUUGGUGGGAGCCCCAGAGAAGCCAUUGGAGCUACCAGUUUUCCCUUUGAUCAUGGCUGGGAGAAUAUUGGCUGGAAGUUGCAUUGGGGGAUUGAAGGAUACCCAGGAAAUGAUAGACUUCGCCGGAAAACACAACAUAACUGCCGAUAUCGAACUCAUCAAAAUGGACUAUGUGAAUGAGGCCAUUGAGAGGCUCGCUAAGGCUGAUGUGAGGUAUCGUUUCGUCAUCGAUGUAGCAAAUUCUUUAUCUGCUGCAUAGAUGCUAAUCUGAUGUUUAGACAGACUGCAAAAUUGAGCUUGUUUUGUGUGUUCUUUAGCUACAUUUCUUUUUGGAACUCUUUGAUGUGAACUUUAAUGCAUGGUAUUUGAUAAAAGGAAGAAAUCUAAGGCUUAAUUGCUUUAACAAGAGUGACUCCAUGUCACUUGUUUU